Molecule: messenger RNA, 1092 nt
Organism: Parnassius mnemosyne (clouded apollo)
Lineage: Eukaryota; Metazoa; Arthropoda; Insecta; Lepidoptera; Papilionidae
Source: the annotation of a GenBank genome assembly
AUGCUACAAAUAGGUUCUAAUUCAAUUAAACUCAACUUUUCUGAACCCGUGUAUACAAUCUCCCCUCGCACGGAAACUGUAAUCGAAUGUACAGUUAGUAACCCAGAAGUUCGCGAAGGAGUAAUUCUAGAUCAACACAUCUCUAACUCGUUAUUAAUUGCAAAUUGUUUAGUUAAAGUAAAGGAAAACAACCGCGUCAAUAUUACAGUAGUGAACACUUCCGAGAAACCUGCUAUAAUUCACCCAAAUCUUAAUUUAAACAGUACAGUACAGCUUGAAAACACCAUAGCUUUUUCCAAACCAUCAGUCUACAACGUAUCAAAAAGGACAAACGAAGUCCUCAAACAAUUAAGAACCUCUCACCUUAAUAGCGAAGAGAAAAACGCUCUAUUGGACAUAUGUUCUAACUAUUCAGAUAUAUUCCACCUCCCAGACGACCAACUUACGUGCACCACUGCAAUCGAACAUAAAAUUAAAACUAACACAGACGUCCCUAUUCAAACAAAAUCCUAUCGAUUCCCCGAAUGUCACAAGAAAGAAGUAGAAAAACAAAUAAGUAAAAUGCUAGAUCAAAACAUCAUAACUCCUUCAAAUUCACCAUGGUCCUCUCCUAUUUGGGUCGUUCGCAAAAAAUUAGACGCGUCAGGGGAACGUAAAUGGCGUGCCAUGAUUGACUACCGUAAACUCAAUGACGUCACCAUCGGGGAAACAUACCCUAUUCCUCAAAUAACCGAAAUCCUUGACCAAUUGGGAAAAAGCCAAUACUUCACUUCUCUAGAUUUUGCAUCAGGAUUCCAUCAAAUCCCUGUAUCAUCUGAAGAUGCACCUAAGACUGCCUUCUCAGUACCUCAAGGUCACUUCCAGUUCACUAGGAUGCCCAUUGGCCUUAAAAACGCUCCAGCUACCUUCCAAAAACUCAUGAAUACAUGCCUCUCUGGUCUCCAAGGCUCCCGCUGUUUCGUUUACCUCGACGACAUAGUUGUCUAUUCUCACGAUCUUAACUCUCAUAUACAAAAUCUCGCCUCUGUCUUCAGUUCAAGUGCGGUGCUAGUGCGGAUACUGUCAUGUGAACAUUGUGCUCCCGUAAUUUAA